Molecule: messenger RNA, 468 nt
Organism: Oenanthe melanoleuca
Lineage: Eukaryota; Metazoa; Chordata; Aves; Passeriformes; Muscicapidae
Product: keratin-associated protein 10-11-like
Exons: 5
Coding region: 1-468 (155 amino acids)
Source: RefSeq, a predicted model, not a curated record
AUGAUUUUGGAGUGUGCCCCAGUGUGUCCCAGUGUGUCCCAGUAUGUCCCAGUGUGCCCCAGUGUGUCCCAGUGUGUCCCAGUAUGUCCCAGUGUGUCCCAGUGUGUCCCAGUGUGCCCCAGUGAGUUCCCAUGUGUCCCAGUGUGUCCCAGUGUGUCCCAGUACACCCCCAGUGUGUCCCAGUGUGUCCCAGUGUGUCCCAGUGUGCCCCAGUGUGCCCCAGUGUGCCCCAGUGUACCCCAGUGUGUCCCAGUGUGCCCCAGUGUACCCCAGUGUGCCCCAGUGUGUCCCAGUGUGUCCAGUGUGUCCCAGUGUGUCCCAGUGUACCCCAGUGUGUCCCAGUGUGUCCCAGUGUACCCCAGUGUGCCCCAGUGUGUCCCAGUACACCCCAGUGUGUCCCAGUGUGUCCCAGUGUGCCCCAGUUGUGUCCCAGUGAGCUCCCAGUGCACACCCAGUGCACCCCAGUGA